AUGGGGCACUUAGUAACGGUUGCUACUUGCAACUUGAACCAAUGGGCUCUUGAUUUUGAGGGAAACCGCGAUAGAAUUAUUCAAAGUAUAAGGAUCGCUAAGGAAAGAGGGGCUUCAUUUAGAACAGGCCCGGAAUUAGAAAUCACGGGCUAUGGCUGUCUGGACCAUUUCUUGGAAGCAGAUACUUAUAUGCAUUCUUGGGAAAUGUAUUCACAAAUCAUUACUCACCCCGAUUGCCAGGAUAUCUUGCUUGAUAUUGGUAUGCCCAUUAUCCAUAAAAGCGUCAGAUACAAUUGUAGAGUCAUUUCUUACAACAGAAAAAUCUUCCUUAUUCGUCCUAAACUCUGGUUGGCAAAUGAUGGCAAUUAUAGAGAAAUGAGAUACUUUACACCUUGGUAUAGACAAAAGCAUGUUGAAGAUCAUAUCCUGCCAGUCAUGAUUCAGGAAGUUCUAGACGGAAAACAGAGGUCUGUUACGUUUGGUGAUGCUAAACUAGACGGCUUGGAGACAUCAUUUGGAUUCGAAACAUGCGAGGAGCUUUUCACCCCGAAUAGUCCCCAUAUUGGACUGGCUUUGGAUGGAGUUGAGUUCUUCACCAAUUCCAGUGGCAGCCAUCACGAAUUACGUAAACUGGACACUCGUAUGCGAUUGAUUGUUGAGGCCACCAAAAAGUGUGGUGGUGUAUAUCUCUAUGCAAACCAAAGAGGUUGUGAUGGUGACCGAUUGUAUUACGACGGAUGUGCUUUGAUUGUGGUUAACGGUGACGUAGUUGCCCAGGGAGCUCAAUUCGGUCUAGAUGAUGUUGAAGUUGUUACUGCUACUGUGGAUCUGGACUCAGUUCGAAGCUAUCGUUCUGCUCCUUCUUUCGGAAUGCAAUCCACCGCAGUUGAAAAAUCGUACCCAUCAGUGGAGUUCAGUAGUGCUAGUGGAGCAUUAUCUGGACGCAGCCUCGAGUUUGACAUGACCGUUAUUCCUACUAAAGCUAGGCCGCUUAGAUACCACACUCCUGAGGAGGAAAUUGCCCUGGGACCAGCCUGCUGGCUAUGGGAUUACCUUCGCAGAUGUAGAGCUGGUGGAUUCUUCAUUCCUCUAAGUGGCGGUAUUGACAGUUGCGCUACUUCAGUUAUUGUUCAUUCUAUGUGUCGAUUAGUCGCCGAAGCUGCCAAGAACGGUAACGAGCAAGUUAUUGCGGAUGCCAGGCGUUUAGCUGGAAAGGCAGUUGAAGAAAAUCCUGAAUGGGUUCCUACUGAUCCUAAAGAAUUCGCUAACAUGAUAUUCCAUACCUGUUAUAUGGGUACCGAGAAUUCAUCAAACGAGACACGUGCUAGAGCAAAGGCCCUAGCCAAUGAUAUUGGCUCUUACCACGUUGACAUGAACAUCGACACAGUUGUAACAGCUGUUCGCAAACUUUUUGAAACAGUCACUGGAAAGAGUCCUCAGUAUAAAGUGCAUGGCGGUUCUCAACCCGAGAACUUGGCCCUUCAAAAUAUUCAAGCUCGUCUACGUAUGGUUUUAGCAUAUUUGUUUGCAUUGUUACUUCCUUGGGUGCGUAGCCGCCCUACAGGUGGCCUUUUGGUCCUUGGUAGCGCUAAUGUCGAUGAGGCGUUACGUGGGUAUCUUACUAAAUACGAUUGUUCCAGUGCUGAUAUCAAUCCUAUUGGCGGUAUAUCAAAGACCGACCUAAAAGCUUUUAUAGCAUACGCGAGAGAUGCCUUUGACAUGCCAGUUCUAAACGACUUUCUUACAGCCACGCCCACGGCGGAACUUGAACCAAUCACCAAAACAUACGUCCAGUCGGAUGAAGCUGAUAUGGGCUUUACAUAUGACGAACUCUCAGUUUUCGGCAGAUUGCGAAAAGUUGAGAAAUUCGGUCCGUAUAGCGCAUUUAUCAAGCUCUACCAUGAAUGGACCCCUAGACUCACGCCUGCUGAGAUUGCAGUUAAGGUGAAGCGCUUCUUUUACUUUUACGCCAUAAACCGUCAUAAGAUGACUGUUCUUACACCGUCAUAUCAUGCAGAGCAAUACUCACCUGAUGAUAACCGGUUUGAUUUGAGGCCUUUCCUUAUUCUCCCUUCUUUCCCAUGGGCAUCCAAGAAGAUUGAUGAGGUUGUCAAGUCAUUUGAAGCCAAGAACCAAUCUCUGCAACAAGAUAAACAAGACUAG
Sugiyamaella lignohabitans is the source of this 2163-nucleotide messenger RNA. It is a transcript of the gene QNS1, whose product is annotated as glutamine-dependent NAD(+) synthetase. Gene Ontology annotation, molecular function: ATP binding; NAD+ synthase (glutamine-hydrolyzing) activity; glutaminase activity. The transcript has a single exon. The record is from RefSeq and is a predicted model, not a curated record. Gene Ontology annotation, cellular component: cytoplasm. Bases 1 to 2163 code for a protein of 720 amino acids. Gene Ontology annotation, biological process: NAD+ biosynthetic process. NCBI's taxonomy places the organism in Eukaryota, Fungi, Ascomycota, Dipodascomycetes, Dipodascales, Trichomonascaceae.